GCUGUCCGGGGAGGGGGGAGGGCAGGGCACCCAGGCUGGGAGGGGACAACGGAGCAGCAGCGGGAGAGCUGCCGGGAAGAUCUUUACUGAAUGCACAGCCUGCCUUUUCUCAGGGGGCACCCCUGACGGAGGGAGAUUCUGGAUGACCUAGUUUGGGAGGGUGGGGGUGUGAGGACAAGAACAAGGCCUGGACCUUGGGUGGCUGACCCUUUCGUCCAGUCCUGACACAGUUUUGGGGGGGCUGGCAGGGUCAUAGGAGCCCUGGUUCUGAUGGUCUUGGUGCGGGAGCAAGCUCAGGGUGGAUGCCUCUGCCACCUUGCCCCCAGGGCUCUCCCUGGGAACCGGAACCAGCAGUUCCAGCGUCCAUCUCCCCAGAGGGGGUGGGGCCGGAGCAGUCCAGCCCCUCCCUGGACAAGGGCCUCAAAUACCCUCCUGGGCCCUCGCGCCACAGCUGCUGUGGCCAAACUCGGGGAGCCGGUCUUGUGCCACAGACACACCCCCAGCCUGGAUCUCCAACCUCAGUCCUGAGCCUCAGAUACCGCCCCAUCCACAUCCCAGCCCGCCCGCUCUGCGCCAUGGGUGGGCCCCGGGUCCUGCUGGCCGCGCUAUGGGCCCUGGGGGCCGCUGGAGCCGCGGCGCUGCGCAUCGGCGCCUUCAACAUCCAGAGCUUUGGCGACAGUAAAGUGUUGGACCCGGCCUGCGGCGGCGUCAUUGCGCAAAUCUUGGCUGGCUAUGACAUCUCGCUGGUGCAGGAGGUUCGAGACCCGGACCUGAGCGCCGUGUCCGCGCUCAUGGAGCAGAUCAACAGCUUGUCCAGGCACGAGUACAGCUUCGUGAGCAGCGAGCCCCUAGGUCGGGACCAGUACAAGGAAAUGUACCUGUUCGUCUAUAGGAAGGACGCGGUGUCGGUCGUGGACACGUACCAGUACCCGGACCCGGAGGACGCUUUCAGCCGUGAACCUUUCGUGGUCAAGUUCUCGGCCCCCCGCUCGGCUGCUGGGGAGUUCGUGCUCAUCCCGCUGCACGCGGCGCCGCACCAGGCCGUGGCGGAGAUCGACGCUCUCUACGACGUGUACCUGGACGUGAUCGACAAGUGGGGCACGGACGACUUGCUGUUCCUGGGCGACUUCAACGCCGACUGCAACUAUGUGCGGGAGCGCGACUGGCCGUCCGUCCGCCUGCGCAGCAGCGAGGUCUUCAAGUGGCUCAUCCCCGACAGCGCCGACACCACCGUGGGCAACUCGGACUGCGCCUACGACCGCAUCGUGGCGUGCGGCGCCCGCCUGCGCAGGAACCUCAAACCCCAGUCUGCCGCCGUGCACAACUUCCAGGAGGAGUUCGGCCUGGACCAGGCUCAGGCCCUCGCCAUCAGCGACCAUUUUCCUGUGGAGGUGACCCUGAAGUCGCACUGAAAACACUCAUGGCCAGGAGAACAGCCCUACAGGGUUCCUUCUGGGGGUCUGGCUAGCCCCCAGCAAGGCCACAGGGCAGGGUUGGCUGGACAAGCGGCUACAAAACAUCACAGGACCACCCAGUCUGUUUGCCCAUCUGUGAAAUGGGCUACUCUACCUACCUCAUAGGGUUGUGAGGAGCAGCCUGCAGAGCGCUGGGCACACGGCUGCACUCAAUAAACACGAGUGAGUGCUCAGCCAGGA
Molecule: messenger RNA, 1655 nt
Organism: Leptonychotes weddellii (Weddell seal)
Lineage: Eukaryota; Metazoa; Chordata; Mammalia; Carnivora; Phocidae
Gene: DNASE1L2
Product: deoxyribonuclease 1 like 2
Biological process (GO): DNA catabolic process
Cellular component (GO): nucleus
Molecular function (GO): deoxyribonuclease I activity; DNA binding
Source: RefSeq, a predicted model, not a curated record